GGAUGUAAAAUAAUAAUUAUUAUUAAGCCAAAAGGCAUAUUUGAAAUUGCCAUUACUUGUUGCAGGCAUUUCAUUAUAUAAAUAUUCUGAUGAAAUUGUGCAUGUAUGCAAAUAAAGUUAACGUUUUUUGCAAGUCGAUUGAAUCCUGAAUCACGAGCAAAAUAUAACAAUAGUGAAAUAAAUUAAAUAAUAUAACUUUGUAGGAAGAAUUCAGCUUUGGACGCUGAGCGAGUAAACUUUUGCAUUAUUAUAUUAAUCAUUACGUUUUUCCAAAAACCGUCGCCAAUUCUCAGAGAUAAACAGGAAGAUCAUCGUUAGGCAUUUGAAGUUUGAUUCACAUUUCAGGAGCCUGCUCUUGUACUUAAGCAAAUAAUAAAUACAAUGUAUUGUAUUCUUAAGACAAUAUACAGGAUAGCAGGAUACGGAAUAUCAUGCAACGUAAUGUGGCAUCAUCAUGAUAGUCUCGCCAACGGUAUAGCGAUCCCCGAAAGCUACAGAAAUUCCUGCGGCGAGGUAGCUUGGACCUGCCGAAUCGGAGACCACCGGUCUCGGUGAGCUGCAUCCUCCCUUUCGCUGCUGCCAGGUGCAGCAGCGACAACAAGUCAUCGCGUUUGAGCACCGCUGCGGAUAAAACACAGGUAAUAUACCUGCCCGAGGCUACAAGCCCGUCCCCACCUGGGGUCCGGUUCUCUCUCCUUGCUCUCUCGGCCGGCUCUCGGCCUGGCUUUCCUUCGAGGCGAGCCGGGACUCGACGGGCCGUUAGUGUCGUCGCCGUUGCGGGAGAAUGUUGGUGUAACGUGUAUCGCGGCAGAGCACGCAUCCUGAAGGACGUCGAGGCACACACACGCGGGCCACACCGUCGUCCAUACUACCCCGAGGGAUCGCCCAUUCGUCCCUCUUGACCCUGGUCAUUCCCGGUCUUGGUUCCGCGGGAUCGAAAACGCCGCAAGAGUUCUUGUUACAAAAGCCACCCGUCCAAGUCCAAGUCCGCAGCACACGGUCCGGUUCUCUCUCUUCUUCUUCUUUCUCGAAACCGCGGCACGCUUCGCAGCAUUUUCCUUCCCUCCUCGUGCGCGGAUGCCCACGUAGUCGGCGGUGAUAUAGUGCGAGGUGAAGCUAACGGAAGACGAGGCGGACGCUGCGAACGGCUUGACGACCAUCCGCAAAGAAGAGAAGACUCUACGCACCAAGUGCUCGAGAUGCCGUGUUCCGCAGUGACGCUGUCCCUCGCGACCAUAACUGGUAUCAUCGCCACUGCCCUCCUGGCGAUCGCCUUCUCCACGGACAACUGGCUCUACACGGAAGUCAAGCGUGCUCAAAUCCAGCAAUAUGCGAGCAAGCAUGGCGAGCAGAGCCACUUGGUGGAGCAGAUGAAUACAAAAUACUAUUACUACACGAGGACUCAAGGCUUGUUCAGGAUAUGCUAUCCCAAGGAAAGACCACCGACAGUUGAGACUUAUUUGAGCCCCGUAGAGACGCACUGCAUGAAUAUCGAUUAUUUCAUCCCCGAUGAAGAAAACCAAACAAGAGGCUUCUCUGACGAUGCGAUGGCACGAUUACAUAUGGGUAGAUCCGUGAUAGCGCUGUUCAUGGUCGGCUUUCUCGCAAUAUUCUCGGCGUUCUGGACUGGAGUAGUGGGCUGCUGGAGAAGAUCACCAGGAAACAUUACUGCCACAGCGAUUCUGAUGCUAUUCGCCUGCCUAUUGAGUGCUGGCGGUAUGGGCUUGUGGCAUGGUGUCGAGUAUUACGAGAAAGAGAAAAUCGUUGGAGAAGAAUAUUACCAACAAUGGAGCAACGUUUUAAGGGACAACGCGGCGCAAUGGUACGACUGGUCGUUUUACCUGGCCUGGCUGGGGGUGGCUACGUGUCUGGGCACGAUGACGCUAUUCCUGAUCGCGGCGUCCUGCCUGAGACGGGAGCGCGCCCGCGAGCAGGCCCAGAACGUUCAGUACAUCAUGCCAGUGUACCCGCAGAAGCAACAGUACGCAUAUGCCGGAUAUCCGGCACCGGCAGCGUAUCCGGGGCCAUAUUAUCACGGCUCCCAGUAUGGGCCCUAUAACUACUGAGGGAAUUCGGCUGAUCGGCAUCGGAGGAAAGGAAGUGCUGUACCUAUCGACAGCAUCGAAAAUUUGUUAUCACUUAGCAGAAUAAGGACCAAAAAUUAUUCGACAGAAAAUCCGUGAGGGACUUACCGGCCGCGUGAUCGAGCCAUGAUCGCACCCCUGCGAGGGAUCUUAUCGAUAUUCAAAGCGAUCGCGGGACGGGUCUCAGAAGCGUGAUUUAUAGUUUAAUAAAAUCCGUAGCUCAUCUCGAGCAUCGCUCGACACGAGGCUCAUCACGGUCCCCACGAAAGCAAGCCUUCUUUCCCGCGAUAGACCGAUCGUUUGAUUCCAUCCGACCGGAAGCAAGGAUCCGAGCAACGCGAGAAUCAUAAAGACAUUCGACAUAAAGAGAAGGAGAGCGAGAGAGAAGUCCAAAGAAAAUCUGAAAAUCAGAGAACAUUUCAACUACGUCUUUUGGACGUUCGCGUUGUCCGGGAGGCUCAACUUGCGCAAGGCGGUUGCUCAAAAUGUGCGUACUUAUGCUUAGGAGCGAAAUCAUUUUGUACUUUUUUUCGAUAAGUAUGACAACUCAUCUCAACUCACCCUCAUUGUUUUCCACGCGCGCGCACGCUGAUCGCGGGGGCGCAAAUUCACCUGCGAAUCUAUCGCGCAUCUAUCAUUUUCAUCGAACUCCGAUGAUCGAUUUCACCGAGCUUUCUCGGAUCAACCGUUAACGAACGUUAAAUCGGCAAUCCAUUUAUUACGGUAGAAAAUGCCGCGAUUUAACGGGCGUUACCCACCGCGAGGAAACUUGGUAAAAAGCAGUCUCGCAAUUGAAUCCUGAUCGGCCAUGCCGAUCCACAGCCGGGAGAUCGAAGCUUGGCUCGCGUCGACGCCGCGUUUGCCUUUAUUUAUUUAACGCGAUCGAAGUCUCUCUCCGUUUCUCUCCACGAGAGAACGGCCGUCGUCGAGUCGCGCGAGCGAAGCGGGAAAAGCGACGCGAAUACGGCAUCACGCUCGUGAACGCGCUCUCACCUUGUAGUACCAAAUAUUAAAUAAAUAUCUCAAUCAGAAGGAAGGUCAAGAAAGCUGAAAUCUAAUGAUUUUAACUUUCUUCUAGCGAGGACAUUCGCGUCGCGAGUUUAGUUUGACUUUUCCGAGUCCAGUAGAAUGAUAGAUCUCAAAUGAAGCUACCAAAAUAGGAUAAGGGUCGAUAUAGAUGGAAAUACUACGAGUUUUCUCCUAAUCGUCCUAUAUUAAUUGCUUUUCAAUGGGGAUCUGUCAUUUUAUCUAUUCCUAUCCUAAUCUAUUCCAGUUGAAACGUUAAAACAUUAGCCGUUACUUAAAUGAAAAACCCAACUCGGAAAGGUUAAAGCCACUUUCUCGAGCGUACGCGAUACUGAUAAUGUAAUGUAAGCGUUUAUAUAAUAUGUGGUGCUGCUAGGAUCGUUAUGCGAUAACGAUUCGCGAAGUUCGUCUAAUACGUAGCUCUUUUGAUAAUGUCGAUCUGUAAGAUUCAUUACACCUCUAUGUAAGACAUUUAAUAAGUAAAGAGAAAGUAUUUUACACACAAUUAGUUUAUAUAUACAUAAUAUUUUUCAGUAAAUAACCUGAAUCGGAAUUAUUCUCUCCUAAGUGCGUCUUCCAUUUCUAAUGCGCGAGGUGAAGUCGUUUCAUCUCGAUUCUCUCUUCUAACUUAACUUUGGUUGGCUCAUUCUGAGCAAACACGAAAAGCAAUACUUUGUAAAAGAGUAAAUUCUUACGAAUAAUUAUAUAUGUAUACUGCAAAAGUAUGAGGAAUUAAUGUUAGUUAGUAUAUUACGUGAUGAAAUUAAGUAAGAUUUGCGAAGAGUGAGUGUAUAAGAUGUAUAAGACGAGUAAGACAAUAAGUUGGGUAGAUUAAAAACGCCGAAAAUUUAUAAGAUCUUAGAUGUUAAAUAAUAGACCGAAUAACACAGAGUAUAUACAUAUAA
This is a messenger RNA of Ooceraea biroi (clonal raider ant), 4015 nucleotides long. RefSeq lists its product as uncharacterized. Gene Ontology annotation, cellular component: membrane. NCBI's taxonomy places the organism in Eukaryota, Metazoa, Arthropoda, Insecta, Hymenoptera, Formicidae. The record is from RefSeq and is a predicted model, not a curated record.